Messenger RNA from Myxocyprinus asiaticus (Chinese sucker), 3618 nucleotides. Its product is annotated as NACHT, LRR and PYD domains-containing protein 12-like. Bases 281 to 3277 code for a protein of 998 amino acids. Lineage: Eukaryota; Metazoa; Chordata; Actinopteri; Cypriniformes; Catostomidae. The record is from RefSeq and is a predicted model, not a curated record. The transcript has 7 exons. Gene Ontology annotation, molecular function: protein binding.
GUGACUUCCCAUGAGAAAUAUUUGACGACACUAAUUUGCUGCUCUUUCUUGACUCUUGGAUGUGCUCACAGAAACAUGGAAUGACUGAAAAUCAGCUGCGUUACGUCCACGAUGACAGCUGUCUAGGAACUUUGACUGUUUUAGCAAAUUCACCUUACUUACAUGACUACAAAGUUUUAUACUUUUCUUGGAAUUUGGAAUGAGCCAUAACAGCGUAAAAAGGUGUGAAACCAAUCUCCAAACAGUCUGAGAAAAGAAAGUAGGGGACAUUACCUCUAAAAUGAGUCUCAGUGAGGAGAGAGAGGAGUGUGCAGCUGAUCAGUAUCAAAUGCCAAGAACAACAUCUCUAAGAUCAAGUUGUGUGUCUGUGAAUAGUGACGGAUCCAUGAAGCAUCUCUUUGAAUUCAGUGAUGGAGCAGUGACUGACCCUCUGAUUGAGAAAAAUGAGACUAUCAGAUCUGUGAAUUCCCACAUCAGGCAGCAAAACACAGAAUCUGCAGAGCAGAUACAUUCAAAUUUGGAGAAGACUUGGAACCUGCAGCAGCAUUUUCACCAACCAUUGGAUGAUGACCUGCGGAGAGUCAAAGACCAACACAAAACCAUCAUGAAGAACAAGUACGAGAGAUUAUUUGAGGGAAUCAAACUACACGAGAAUCAAACCCUCCUGAACAGGAUUUACACAGAGAGUGAAGGGGUGAAUGAAGAACAUGAGGUUUUACACAUGGAGAAAAUACCCAGAACUCAGCACUUACAAGACACUCCAAUUUACUCCAAUGACAUCUUUAAACCUGAACCAGGAUGUGAGGAGAAGAGAACAGACAAAAUAAAGACUGUUCUUACUAAAGGCAUCGCUGGAAUUGGAAAAACAGUCUCUGUGCAGAAGUUCAUUCUGGACUGGGCCGAAGGAAAAGCCAAUCAGGAUGUAGAUUUCAUGUUUGUGCUCCCAUUUCGAGAGUUGAACUUGAUUAAAGAUGAGCAGUACAGUCUUCACAAACUUCUGCUGGACUUUCAUCCAGAACUUCAUGAUCUGGACUCAAAGAUUUAUGAUCAGUGUAAACUUGUGUUCAUCUUUGACGGUCUGGAUGAAAACAGAAUUCCACUGGAUUUUUCAGACAGUGAGAAAGUUUCUGAUGUGACUGAGACUUCAUCAGUUGGUGUGUUGAUGACAAACCUCAUCAAAGGAGAGCUGCUUCCCUCUGCUCUCAUCUGGAUUACCUCCAGACCAGCAGCAGCCAAUCAGAUCCCCUCCAAAUACAUCAAACGUGUCACAGAAAUCCAGGGAUUCAAUGACCCUCAGAAGGAGGAAUAUUUCAGGAAGAGAAUCAGUGAUGAACAUCAAGCCAGCAGAAUCAUCUCACACAUUAGAAGAUCAAGAAGCCUCCACAUCAUGUGCCACAUACCAGUCUUCUGUUGGAUCUCAACCACUGUGCUUCAAAACAUCCUGAAACAAGAUGACAGUGCAGAAAUCCCUCAAACUCUGACUGAAAUGUACAUCCACUUCCUGCUCAUUCAGAUCAAUAUGAGGAAUCAGAAGUAUGAAGAGAAACUCCUGCAGUCCAAAAGAGAAGUGAUUGUGAAACUUGCUGAACUGGCUUUCAAACAGUUGAUGAAGGGCAAUGUCAUGUUCUAUGAGGAGGACCUGAGAGAGAGCGGCAUAGAUGUCACUGACACAUCAGUGUAUUCUGGGAUCUGCACUGAGAUCUUUAAGGAGGAAUCUGUGAUUCAUCAGAGGAAAGUGUACUACUUUAUACAUCUCAGCUUUCAGGAGUUUCUGGCUGCUUUCUAUGUGUUUUACCAUUAUGUAAUCAAAAAUGUUGACACAUUGCAAUUUUUGGAUCAAGUGUAUAAUCUGCAUAGGGACACCAUAGAUGAAGCUCUUCGGAGUGCAAAUGAACACCUGGAUCUUUUCCUGCGAUUCCUGCUGGGCAUCUCACUGCAGUCCAAUCAGAGACUCUUACAGGAUAUACUGACACACACAGAGAACAGCUCAGAGAGCAUCAAGAAAACCUCACAGUACAUUAAAAACACAAUCAAGAAUGGCAAACAUCUCUCAGCUGAAAAAUCCAUCAAUCUGUUCCUCUGUCUUCUGGAGAUGAAAGAUCAGACUCUGUCCAGAGAGAUUCAGGAGUUUGUGAAAUCAGACAAACACUCAGAGGAGAAACUCUCUCCUGCUCAAUGUUCAGCGAUCGCCUACAUGCUUCAAAUAUCAGAGGAGGUGCUGAAUGAGCUUGACCUGAAGAAAUACAACACAUCAGAUGAGGGUAGAAGAAGACUGAUACCAGCUGUGAGGAACUGCAGAAAAGCCAUUCUCAAUGGCUGUAAUCUCACUGGUCAGUCAUGUGAAUUUGUGGCUUCAGUUUUACAAUCAUCAAACUCCCUCCUGAGAGAGCUGGACUUGAGUAACAAUGACCUGCAGGAUUCAGGAGUGAAGCUGCUCUCUGAUGGACUAAAGAGUACAAGCUGUCAACUAGAGAUACUGAGAUUAUCUGGCUGUAUGGUGACAGAGGAAGGCUGUUGCUUUGUGGCUUCAGCUCUGAGUUCAAACCCCUCACAUCUGAUAGAGUUGGAUCUGAGCUACAAUCACCCAGGAGAAUCAGGAGUCAAACUGCUCUCUGAGAGACUCAACGAUCCAAACUGCAAAUUGGACAAACUCAAUGUGGACCAUAAUGAACUCUUCAGAAUCACACCAGGACUAAAUAAAUAUUCCUGUGAUCUCACACUGGAUCCAAACACAGCAAACACUUAUCUCAUUCUGUCUGAGGACAACAGAAAAAUGACACAUGUGAAAGAAAAGCAGUCAUAUCCUGAUCAUCCAGAGAGAUUUCAUGAGAGUCUUCAGGUUCUGUGUAAAGAGAGUCUGACUGGACGCUGUUACUGGGAGACUCAAUGGAGUGGCAUGGGUAAUGUAGCAGUGACAUAUAAAGGAAUAAACAGGAAACAAGGGAUUGAUUGUCGGUUUGGAUUCAAUGAAAAGUCCUGGAGUCUUUACUGGACUGACAAUGGUAACAUUUGUUCUGUCUGGCACAAUAAUAAUAACAUUGCCAUACCCACCCCCUCAACUUCAUCUAACAAAGUAGCAGUGUAUCUGGACUGGCUGGCCGGCAAGCUGUCUUUCUACAGCGUCUCUGACACACACACAUUCACACACUUACACACAUUCAUCACCACAUUCACUGAACCCCUCUACGCUGGAUUUAAUCUUUAUCCUGAUUCCUCAGUGUCUCUGUGUAAGAUUGAACCUCCUGUGAGGAAUACAUUAGAAAAUGAUUCACUUUAGACAGGGUUAUUAUUAGUUUUAAAUUUGUAAUAUUUUUAUUUCUGUUUUAUUUUUAAUUGGUCAUUCUAAUUUUGUUUAGUAUUCAUUAGUUUGCACUCUUUGUUAGUUUUAGUAUAGGUCUUUUUUUUCCCAGAUUUAUCUAAUGUCGGUUUAGUUAUUUAACGUCAAAAAAAAAAAAAAAAAAAAAAAAAAGAAAAAUUCUCAGGGCAGACUUUUAUAAGUGCUAUCUAGUAGCAUUUUAUUUAUAAGGAUUGUAAAUGUUUCAAAUUUUAUAAUAUACUGUGUAUUGUAAGGAAUUUACCUCAAAAAGGGUAUGAAUGAUUAAAUCGGGGAAUAUAGAA